Molecule: messenger RNA, 831 nt
Organism: Suillus bovinus
Lineage: Eukaryota; Fungi; Basidiomycota; Agaricomycetes; Boletales; Suillaceae
Exons: 9
Coding region: 35-649 (204 amino acids)
Source: RefSeq, a predicted model, not a curated record
CCAGCACUGAGCAGUAACGGCGAACACCCCUACAAUGCGCUUGCCUACUACUAGACAAAGUUGCACCCGUGGCAGGCAUCGCAUACUCCUGCUUGGUGAUCCAAGAUUCCAAGCCGCGUCAUACUUACUGUCAUCGAUCGCUAUCUCGCGUUAUUCAUUACACGGACUUAGGUCAUAUCAACCACUCUUUCACCAUGACGGUCUUGAUCCCGAAAGUUUCCCUGGUCAAUUCGCUAGUUUCGCAGAAGAUGUUGUAACGUUCCUGAACUGCCUGAACGAGUUUCCGGAGUUUACAGACGAGGUGGUCAAUACGUCAAUGCGUGCGUUUGAAGUUGAUCUGAAGUAUCGGGCUUCGUGUCUUCAGGAGUACAAAGAAAUUGGGGAGCACAUUGACAACAUCACGGUCAAUCUAUUGAUGUUUAUUGAAAUCGGCGUACCAACAAUUAGGUUCGCUCAGCAACAUGCAGCAGCAAACCUGCUAAACUUGUCGACAGUCGCGACGUUCUUCUCAGCUGUGACAGCAACGACCUUACAAUUCUCAUACCAGUUGACAGAUGGAGUGCUGGAAAAUCUCCUUGGUCUCACCUGGAAGCAAGCUAUGUAUCGCUCUCCGGGACAUAGGGUACCUCGGGAUUUGUCACAUCCAUGAUCACCACCGUUUUUACAGUUGUCACUUCCUUCGGCCUGGCUGCCGUCUCCGCUUGGUUCGCCUCCGAACGGUGGAUAUUCGUUCAGCACCGCGGUCAUGUGUGGCUGGAGGAUGUGAUAAAUAAAACAACUCACCGCAUGCUCCGGUUAUGUCUUAACGUCUCUUCAUCAAUAACAUUCUUC